AUGUCCACGUACGUGCGGCCAAACAAAUUACAGGGAAAUGGCAUCACCUGCAGGAAUUUCCACUCAACAUUGUCAAAUGUCAUCAAAAGUUGUUUUGCUGGACAUGUUUGUAACAUUAAUUUGACAUUUUACUGCAAGGCUAAAGGUGACGAAGUCUCCCAGAAGAGGGGAGAGGGGAGCGAUACAUAA
Messenger RNA from Drosophila willistoni, 189 nucleotides. RefSeq lists its product as uncharacterized. The record is from RefSeq and is a predicted model, not a curated record. Lineage: Eukaryota; Metazoa; Arthropoda; Insecta; Diptera; Drosophilidae.